CAGUGAGUUCGGUAGUGCGUAGUCUUUCUCUUGAAGCUGCAAAAACGUGACUUUUUGUGUAAUCUUCAGCCAAGUGCCGAGAAGACCUUUGGAUUUUGAAGUAUCAUAUUUUAUCCAUACCGGAAGGGAUUGAAUUUCAGUGUCAUUAAAAUGUCAAACAACCAACGUAAACUAACCGAGAUUCUGCGGGAAACCGAAAGGGUGGCGGACCAGGUCUUGAUGCGAAAGCAGGAGCUCAUUGCGCUGGACAGGCGUAGACAAGAAACACGCGAAGCCAUUCGAACCAUACGGAACAGCUAUCCGCGGGAAGACUCAAAAGUGUGGAUCACGGUCGGCUCUAUGCUGAUGAAGCAGAAACAACCGAAAGCGUUGGAGCUACUGCAAAAGGAUGCCGACCAGAUCGAAAAGGAAAUCAACCGUAUCAGAACCGAGCAGAAAGUGCUGGUUAGCCGGCAGCGAGAUCUUGAGCAUGAAAGUCCACUCAGAGGAUUUGAUUUGAAGCCGAUGAGUGCGGCGGAAAUUUCAGCAAUUAGAGCGAAUAUGCCACAGUUUUAGUGUUCUUAAAGGGGGAGGGUAAUUCCACUAAAUAGUAUUCCACUGCACCACUUUAGAUUGUAAGCAAUGUCAUGACUUCAAAUGCCUAUCAAUAAACGUAAAAAACAA
Armigeres subalbatus is the source of this 663-nucleotide messenger RNA. RefSeq names its product p53 and DNA damage-regulated protein 1 (gene Pdrg1). Gene Ontology annotation, biological process: protein folding. The transcript has 2 exons. Bases 151 to 555 code for a protein of 134 amino acids. The record is from RefSeq and is a predicted model, not a curated record. Gene Ontology annotation, cellular component: prefoldin complex. Lineage: Eukaryota; Metazoa; Arthropoda; Insecta; Diptera; Culicidae.